UUAAGAAAUAUCAACUAAUUAAGGUGAUGGUUAGAACUUAAUUUUACAUAUUAGGAAUAACUAUGAAAUCACUGAGCAUCAAAGCUUUGGCCUGUUUACUCGUUUUUUUAAUGGUUGGAAAUAUACUUCUGCAGUUGAAGCCCAAAGUUCAUUACGUCACUCAUGAUGACGUCAUCACCGAUUCAAAAAAGUUGGAAAAACUAACAAAUGUUAUAAAAGCACUUAGGACAUAUCCAAAUAUAGAUGCGCAACAUAGAAAUGGAUUUAUUAAAGAAAAAGGUAAUGACGGUAUUGGAAUUGAUGGCGUCAUUGAACAUGAUGACGCCAUAGAUAUUGUACCCAAGAAAAAUAUUGUAAGCGAUGAAUGCAGGAUUAUUUUAAACGGAGAUCUAAAUGGAAUUAAAAAGAUGAGGGAAAAUAAUUCGACCACCUUUCCUUGGAGUGACGUCACCAGUGAUGACGAAAUAAUACAGAGAGCAGCCGAUUGCACCGAGUUGAAGAAAAUAUACCGAUUCCCGCCGUUCGUGGAUUCAGAUUUCACCGUUACCGAAGAAGAAUUGGAAUUCCCCAUCGCCUACUCAGUGCUAAUGCACGAAAAUAUCGAACAACUUUUAUUGCUCUUAAGCGCCAUCUACAGGGAACAUAAUAUUCACUGUAUACACUUAGAUGCCAAGGCCUCUCCUGAAACUUAUAAGACAUUGGAAGCGGUAACUAGAUGCUUUCCUAACGUGUUUUUAUCGACUCAAAGACAGAGGGUUAUAUAUGCUGCAGCUUCAAGGCUUUUAGCCGACAUUGCCUGCAUGAGAGACCUGCUAGCAGUGCCACAGACUAUGUAUGAUUGGAAAUACUUGAUUAAUUUAUGUUCGCAGGAUUUUCCAAUGAGAACAAACAAAGAAAUUGUUCAGCAAUUGAAAGUGUUCCGCGGUCACAACAGCAUCGGAGGUUAUUCAGAACUCAACAGUCAAGUCAAACCAAGAACACAGUUUAUUUACAAAAUUGUAAACGAGACUGAAGGCGAGACAAUGACAGAAAAAAUAAUCCAAACGAAAGAAAAACACCCUCCACCGCCGUUCAACAUGACUGUAAUGAAAAACCUUGCAUACAAUUUAUACACCAGAGAAUUCCUGCAAUGGGCUUUAAUAGACGGCGAAGUUGGGCCGGCUUUGUUAGAAUGGUCCCUGGAUACGUACAGCCCUGACGAGCAUUUCUGGAUCAUGCUUCACCAUUAUCCAGAAGCACCGGGUGGCUCAAGUUUACUUGGGGGAUACCAGCUUGCUAGAAUGAUCAAAUGGUCGUUUAAUAAGCCAGUGAACGCGUGUCAUGGUGAAUGGAGACAUUAUAUUUGCGUCUAUGGAGCAGAAGACAUUUUUGAACUCACAAAAGAUCGGAGAGAAUUCUUUAUCAAUAAACUCGACGCUAGAAUGGAUAGUACCGGUACCGAAUGUAUGCGGCAAUGGUUGGACGAAAGAAGUAUUUUGCCUAAUGAAGAGAGGAAAACGUGGAACCCUGAUUUAUUGCCGCAUAUACCAUCAGACGCGUUUUAUUCAAAAGAACGUAAAGAAGAAGGGAAUUCAUAGCAGUGGUCGAUGUGUGGUCUAAAUAUAACCAAUCUAAUUAUUCUAAUUCCUGUUAGUGUUUCAAGUCUGACAGCAUGGCGAACAUGGCCUCUCGUCCGGUUACCAGUCCAUAUUGACUGUGGGAAUUAAUUAACGGAACAGCUAUUUGUUUCAAUUGCUUGGACUUUCAAGAUGGCGGUAUAAUUUUUUAUUCAUUCAGGCGUGACGGCAGAAUCUCGAAAUUUGGGAAUAGCGGGUAUUUAUGCGUGUGGGAAAGUUUUUUAAAUCAUUUAGCAUUUACGGUAUAAUUUCGCAAAUCGACUUCAAAACAAACUAACGCAGUGGUGAAUCGGUAGCUCCGAUGGCAGCAAUGUGUAAUAAAUUCCGACAAUCUUUUACGGUUUGCCUUAUCCUUUUUGCUUAUAGAUAAUUGUGUUAUUUAAUUUACUUAUUGUGUUAUAUAGUUGGGUCAAGGUACAAUUCCGACUAAAGCCAAUACUGAGCUCCUACUUCAAACUUGGAAUCCGGCUCUACAUCGCUUGAUUUAUUUGAAAGGCUUUAGUUAUUCCAACUCAAUUUUAUUAUUCCACUCUUUCUAGUUAAAAAAUAUGUCUUUAAAGCAAUUAUCUUCAUUCAGAUCAGUGGUUCCCAAAUUGGGGGGUAAUUACCCCUAAAGAGGUAAUUUGACAAGUUGAAGGGGGAUAAUUCAGAUAUUCACUGUUCAAUUUUUUUUGUAAUUCUUAUUCCGGCUUUUUAAAGUCCAUUCAUUUUGAAAUUGGAUUAGAAGGAGGAAUAUGGGAUACUGUAUCAAGUUUUUGACUCUGUGACUACAACUUUAUCGUGCAUAAUGAUUCCAAUCCCAAUAUCGACUUUGCAAAGACAGACAUUGGAAUUUUUUUUUGUUGGUAUCAAUAUUAAAAUGUGACAAAUUGCGCGAUGUCAGUUUUAUUAUUUGAAAGAGGUAUUUGGUCUUGAUUUUCUUGAAAUUUGAUUUAGAGGCAACGAUAGUAAAAAUUUUUGAGACAUUGAUUUAGGUACUGAUUUUAUUGAGUUUCGUUUGUUUAAAUGUGUUUUUGUACAAUACAAGGACAAAAUUAGGACGUCCAGAAGUAUGUGCACCAAAAUGGCGCACAUUCUGAACCCUAAUCUGGUACACAUACCAUGUUCAGGUUGUGCAACAUCUUGGUGCACAUACUUCUGGAGGUCCUAAUGUUGUCCUUGUAUUAACCAAAAUUCUAUAUGAAUCGUUUUGUUCAUUAAAUGCAGACAAUCGAUUACUUUUGCCUUAUUCCUUUUGCUUAUGAUUGUGUCCUAUUUGAUUUUAAAUUAUGUCAUUUUUUAAAAAUUUUUUGAUAAUUUUUUGAUAAUAAAUUAUGCACUGUAACUAAAAUGUAAAUUGAAAAUAGA
Molecule: messenger RNA, 2963 nt
Organism: Styela clava
Lineage: Eukaryota; Metazoa; Chordata; Ascidiacea; Stolidobranchia; Styelidae
Product: N-acetyllactosaminide beta-1,6-N-acetylglucosaminyl-transferase-like
Cellular component (GO): membrane
Molecular function (GO): acetylglucosaminyltransferase activity
Source: RefSeq, a predicted model, not a curated record